Messenger RNA from Cyanidioschyzon merolae strain 10D, 1290 nucleotides. Its product is annotated as probable mRNA-decapping enzyme complex component DCP1. The transcript has a single exon. Gene Ontology annotation, cellular component: P-body. NCBI's taxonomy places the organism in Eukaryota, Rhodophyta, Bangiophyceae, Cyanidiales, Cyanidiaceae. Bases 1 to 1290 code for a protein of 429 amino acids. The record is from RefSeq and is a predicted model, not a curated record. Gene Ontology annotation, biological process: deadenylation-independent decapping of nuclear-transcribed mRNA; deadenylation-dependent decapping of nuclear-transcribed mRNA; positive regulation of catalytic activity. Gene Ontology annotation, molecular function: mRNA binding; enzyme activator activity.
AUGGUAAAGCACCGAAAGAAGCCGUCGGCCAGGGAGCGGAGCGGCGCGCACGGACUUGCUGGAGUGACGGGGGCAGCGGUGACAGCGCCACCGCGGCCACCGCUGCCCUCGCCGUCGACGCUUCCUUCCUUAACGAGUGUUGCUGAACAAGCCAUAACGACGGAGGCGAGCCUCGUGGCGCUUAGACAAUCUGUGGAUCCGAAUAUUGAAAGCAUCCUGUUCUCGGCACGUCACGUGGUAGAGUUCGACCUGGAUGUACAGCUUUCGAGGUGGCAACGUGUGAAUCGAGAAGGUGCGCUCUUUUUGGUGCGAUACCGGGAGCCGCGUUAUGCCUUGGUUAUUCAUAAUCGAAAAAACCCUGAGGAUCUCGUUGAACCCGUGGUCGCAGGAAUGGAUAUCGAGGUUCAGGAUGAGUUCCUGAUGUAUCGCACGACAGACGGUAGUGCAGCUGCGUCCGAUGCAUUCGCACGGGCACUCUGGUUCCACGGCGGUGUAGCGGAAGUUCAAGCAUGCGCCAACUUGCUGCAGGAUAUUGUAUGGAUGCACCAGCAGCAGCAGCAGCAGCAGCAGCAGCAGCACGCGAUGAUCAGCGCUGGAAGACAGGGCUCCACUCCAGCGCAGCCGGGAUUCGGGCCUCUACCGCAUCCACAGCUCGGUAUGAGCGCGUUCCCGUCUGCGCUCAACGCAGCGGCACCACUGCCUCCGGUGCCCAGCUCCGCCAUGACGACAGCACGGAAUCCAGAAAUCGGGUGGAAUUCUGGCUGGACGAGCCCGAUUACAGCGUGGUCACCGAGCGAAGCGAGACUGAGCGGUGCGCCUCAAGCUGGGCACGCUGUUUCGACGGGCGAUCUAAGGAGCGAGUUGGGCGCCCCAUCUCGCAACGAUGGGACAGAACCCAGCCAGGCUCUGCAUGCUGCCUACGAGCUCUCCAAGGGCGGUGUUUCAGAAGCACAGCAUCGUUGGCCGGAACACUGGAACCCUGGAGCGUUCCCUGUCGCACCGACGCUGGGCGCAUCACAACAGCCAGUCACAUCAGGUGGGAAGCGUACAAAUGCAGGAGUUUUUAGCCCAGGUCAUGGAUGCAUGCCCUCAAGUGCAGGAGCGCCCGUUCCCCUUGUCGCAGAUGCGCAGUCCGAGAACCACCAAACAUACGUGAAUACCAUCUUUGCUGCCGCUGGCGGUCGACCAGGUGCACACCGGGAGUUUGUUCUGGCGGUGCUACAAACCCUUGCAAACGAUUCGAUGGUCUUCGAGCAGGCAUAUCGGAGCUAUCGAAUGCAAUGGGGCUAA